This is a messenger RNA of Jatropha curcas, 2284 nucleotides long. The record is from RefSeq and is a predicted model, not a curated record. Lineage: Eukaryota; Viridiplantae; Streptophyta; Magnoliopsida; Malpighiales; Euphorbiaceae.
AAAAUAGGAUUCAUAAAUAUUUACAUAUUGUUAGAGAGAGAAUCACACAGACACAACGCGUAUAUUUCUAGAGAGAGAAAAGAUAUUUAUGUUUUUCUUCUUCCUAAAUAAAUUCCAUUACAAGGCAUAUACUUAGGGUUUUCUUAUUCUUAUACCUUCUUCUUCCUCUGGAUCUUACUUAGAAGCAUCUUCGGUUUUGAACAGGCGUUAAAUUGAAGUUUAAAUUGAAGUUUUGCUAUUGAAAAGUGAGAUUUCUUAGAGUUUGUUGAGGAAUUUGCUUUGACGAGUUGGAAGUAAAAUAAUUUUUGGAUAAGAAAUUUUUCCAAUUGUAGCUAGGGUUUUGUGAAUUGUAAUGAGUACACGAACUUCAUGGGCUGAUUUGGCUGCAAAUUCUGCAGCUGAGAACACAUCUGCUGGUGCUUCUGCUAAUAAUGGAAAUAUAGGCACAACAUCAGCAGUCCCUAGCCGAGCCACUUACGUCCCCCCACAUCUUCGUAACCGUGCUCCCUCUUCAGACCCACCAGCUGCUCCAGUUUAUAGUGGUCCUGCAUCAAGUAAUGAUCGUCAGGGACACAGUGGAUCCCGUUGGGGAGGUCCUCGGAAUGAUUAUCGAUCUGGGUAUGGUGGUGGUGGUAGAGGUGGUGGUUGGGGUGGAAGAAGUGGUGGUUGGGGUGGCAGAGAUCGGGAAGUGAACCCAUUUGGUGAUGAUGACGAUACAGAGCAGGAUUUUAGUGAGCAAGAGAAUACUGGUAUUAACUUUGAUGCAUAUGAGGAUAUUCCAGUUGAGACAAGUGGGGAAAAUGUGCCUCCACCUGUAAACACCUUUGCAGAGAUCGACUUGGGUGAAGCAUUAAACCAGAACAUUCGCAGGUGCAAGUAUGUGAAACCAACACCUGUGCAGCGGCAUGCCAUCCCAAUCUCUCUUUCAGGCAGGGAUCUGAUGGCAUGUGCCCAGACUGGUUCUGGUAAGACUGCUGCUUUCUGUUUCCCAAUUAUUAGUGGGAUUAUGAAAAUGCAAGGGCAGUGUUCACAGAGACCACUGCGUGGGGCACGCACAGUGUAUCCUCUUGCUCUAAUUCUUUCUCCAACCAGGGAGCUUUCAAUGCAGAUACAUGAGGAAGCCAGGAAAUUCUCUUAUCAAACAGGUGUUAAGGUUGUUGUGGCCUAUGGAGGAGCACCAAUUAAUCAACAGUUGCGGGAACUGGAGAGAGGUGUUGAUAUUCUUGUGGCAACUCCAGGAAGACUGGUAGAUUUGCUGGAGAGAGCUAGAGUUUCAUUACAGAUGGUCAAGUAUUUGGCCCUAGAUGAGGCAGAUAGGAUGCUGGAUAUGGGUUUUGAGCCACAAAUAAGAAAAAUUGUGGAACAAAAUGACAUGCCUCGACCAGGUGCUAGACAGACAAUGCUUUUCAGUGCUACCUUUCCAAAAGAGAUACAGAGGCUAGCUUCUGAUUUUUUGUUUAAUUAUAUCUUUUUGGCUGUCGGACGAGUGGGCUCAAGUACAGAUUUGAUUGUUCAAAGAGUUGAAUUUGUUCACGAGUCUGACAAAAGAAGUCACCUCAUGGACCUUCUUCAUGCACAGAGGGCAAACGGUGUCCAAGGCAAGCAAGCUUUAACUUUAGUUUUUGUGGAGACAAAGAAGGGUGCUGAUUCGCUUGAACAUUGGUUGUGCAUUAAUGGGUUCCCUGCCACCAGCAUACAUGGUGAUAGAACACAACAGGUAUUUUUCUUCAUAGCAGUUGGAACAUUUUUAUACAUGGGAUCACUAUAUUUUCUGCCUCUGAGAUUUUUUUUUUUUUCCGUUGAAUUUGUUUUUUUUUUUUUUUUUUUUUGUAAAGUGGGCAUGUCCCGUCCCUGUAUUAAUGUGGGAAAUAAAAAUGCAUGUUGGAACAGGGGAACAGGCAUUUGCGGAUCAUUUAAAGUGGUUAACCCACCCCAAUCUUUGUUUAGGGCACUGAUGUUGCAGCACGCUGGACAUUUGAUUAUUUCUAUGUUCGCAAAAUUGUGGUCCAACUUUGGAUAUCCCCAAAUUGAUAUGAUAUGGAUUAUGUCCACCGUAUUGGCGGGGCAGGAACGGAGUUGGAAAACUUGGUUUCUUGGCUAUGCCCUUUCUUUCAAUGAGGCCCGUCCUCUAUGGAGAGGAGGAAAUCGUCCUCGGGAGGAGGCAGGUUUUGGGUCCGUGAUUCGAAGAUUCUUCAUUUCACAGUUAGGGGCAAACUCGGGUUAUUAUAGGUGGUGGAAACACAGCGUGGAUUGGUGUUCUGGUGGAUAUUGGAGGGUUGUUUAA